AUGCGCUUUUCCCUCGACGGGUCUAACGAGAAAAGCCGGGCGGCGUACAAUGACGCGAAUGGCCUGGGCGAGCAGAACCUGAACUAUGAUCCAGAUCUGGCGCACCCAGCAGCGGGAUAUAGAACCGCCGAACCCGUCGCCUUGCCGGCUGGCAUUUCUGAGAGGAGAUUGAUCACCAAGAUCGACCUGAGGGUGAUUCCCGUGCUGUCGGUGCUUUAUUUACUGGCCUUCCUCGACCGAACCAAUGUCGCCAAUGCGGCCAUCUUCGGCCUCACGAAGGAUCUCGGUUUGACAGCAACCCAAUAUUCCACCGCCUUGACCAUCUUCUUUGUCCCAUAUGUCGUCUUUGAGAUCCCCUCGAAUAUCAUCUUGAAGCGUCUCAAGCCCCACGUCUGGCUCUCGAUUUGUAUGUUUGGGUUCGGCCUCGUCACAGUUUGCCAAGGUCUUGUCCAGGGCUAUGGCGGCAUCAUCACCACCCGAUUCUUUCUCGGACUGUUCGAGGCAGGCAUGUUUCCGGGAUGCUUCUAUCUGAUCGGGAUGUGGUACACGCGACAUGAAGCACAAAAGCGGUAUACUUUCUUUUUCGCCAGUACCACUCUUGCCGGUGCGUUCGGCGGUCUCCUGGCCUCGGCCAUUGGUAAGAUGAACGGCAUGCGCGGCUAUCUCGGCUGGAGAUGGGUUUUCAUCCUGGAGGGCUGUCUCACCUGCGUGGUCUCUCUUGUCUGUUUCUUCAUCAUCCCGGACUUUGUGGAAGAUGCCAAAUGGCUCACUGAGCCGGAGCGAGAGUACAUCAAGCAGCGACUUCGGAAUGACCAGGGCAAAUCAGCCAUCGAGCGACGUAUCACGUUCAAGGACGUCCUGAACUGCUUCAAGGACUACAAGAUCUUCUUGGCAGGAUUCAUGUACUUUGGUCUUAUUGUGCCAGCUUAUAGUUACGCCUACUUUGCACCUACUAUCAUCAAAUCCUAUGGGUACGGCAACAUCGGAACCCAAUUGCACUCAGUCCCACCGUGGGCCGCAGCCUUUGGUUUCUCCAUGUUGGUGGCCGCCUUCUCCGAUCGGUUGCGCCAUCGAUUCCUCUUUGCCAUCAUCCCGAUCUGCGUGGCCAUCGCAGGUUUUGCGAUCCUCAUGACCGUACACCACGACCACAAUACCGAAUAUGGAGCCCUUUUCCUAGUCACGUCCGGAUGUUACUCCGCAAUGCCUAUUAUUGUCUGCUGGUACAGCAUGAACUUGGGUGGGCAUCAUCGACGAUCGGUAGGCACCGCCUGGCAAGUAGGGUUUGGAAACAUUGGCGGUAUCAUUGCCAGUUACAGUUUCGAGGCCGGCGAUGCCAAGACGUUUUUCCACAAAGGAUACAGCAUUUGCCUGGGAUUCAUUUGCCUAAGCGCCGUCAGCUGCAUCCUGUACUUUUUCGCUUGCAUCAGUCAGAACAGGAGCAGGGCCAAGACUCCUGAUAUUGGCAUGACCGAGUAUGAGAAGGUGGAGUUGGGGGACAUGAACCCAGACUACCGUUACAUGCUGUAA
Molecule: messenger RNA, 1527 nt
Organism: Capronia epimyces CBS 606.96
Lineage: Eukaryota; Fungi; Ascomycota; Eurotiomycetes; Chaetothyriales; Herpotrichiellaceae
Exons: 7
Coding region: 1-1527 (508 amino acids)
Biological process (GO): transmembrane transport
Cellular component (GO): plasma membrane
Molecular function (GO): transmembrane transporter activity
Source: RefSeq, a predicted model, not a curated record